AUGGAGCUACAAAUAAGCUCAAGAUGGGGGAAGGCCCACAAGAGGGAAAAUGGAAAAGGGCCAACUUCAAUUUUCAAACCCAACCAAGAACAUGUUAGAUGCCAUGGCCCAUGCCAGAGAUUCAAGCAGGAACCCAAAGAGGCCCUAAACGCCAGAGACCAUGAGAAAAUAGUGAAGCACCAUACUGAAAACGAUAAGGCUAACGCGCACAACUCGAUGAGUGGUAGUGUUAGAGGCCUUCCGCAAUUGCUGCUCAUUCCACACUCUCCUCCUUAUAAAAACUGUUCGAAAAAGCUAACCUCUCCCACCCUCCACUCCAUCCACACCCACUUCCUAUAA
This is a messenger RNA of Prunus armeniaca (apricot), 339 nucleotides long. NCBI's taxonomy places the organism in Eukaryota, Viridiplantae, Streptophyta, Magnoliopsida, Rosales, Rosaceae. The record is from the annotation of a GenBank genome assembly.